Messenger RNA from Penicillium coprophilum, 1062 nucleotides. RefSeq names its product AIM24 family protein. The record is from RefSeq and is a predicted model, not a curated record. The transcript is spliced from 5 exons. Bases 1 to 1062 code for a protein of 353 amino acids. NCBI's taxonomy places the organism in Eukaryota, Fungi, Ascomycota, Eurotiomycetes, Eurotiales, Aspergillaceae.
AUGUCUCAACACUAUCCCCCACCACCCAUGACAGCUCCGGCCCAUAUAACCUCAUUUGCACAAUCCCAGAACCAAGCAGCUGCGGCUCCCUCCUACCAUUAUCCACCUCCCCCAGGACAACCGCCUCAAAAUGGAGCAUAUGCCUCGGCCACUCCACCAACAGAGAGCCCGCAGCCCCAUCGACACACAUCUUCGGUCGGGGAACAUGCAGCCCCUACCAUUGGGGUAUAUGCAGCUCCCCCAAAGUCAGUGAGCCCGCCUCACGAUUCAAUUGCUCGCCAAAAUCAAGCUGCCUUCGAGCAAAACAGUGUCAUUGGAAUGCAAAAAAUGCCCGGAGGAGCCCCGGCAUAUGGGGAAUUUAGUGGAGCAAAGGAAACCAACCAAGAUGAUACUGGGGUUUUCAACGGCGGAAGUUUCAGAAUCAGCCAUCGAGAUACCAACUCUCUUUUGACGGUGCAACUGGCAAUGGGUUGUCCUUUGACCAUAAGACCUGGUGCAAUGAUUGCGAUGUCUCCAACGCUCACAUUGAGAGGAAACAUCUCGUUUUCAUUGAAGAAACUUAUCAUCGGAGGUAGUAUGACCAUGUCCCAGUAUACCGGCCCCGGUGAGCUGCUGGUGGCGCCUUCAAUGUUGGGAGAUAUCAUGUGUAUUCAAAUGGAGGAACCAGAUGAAUGGAAAAUCGGACGUGACGCCUUCCUGGGACAUACCGCUGGUGUCGAGCAUAAGUAUCAGGCCCAAAGUUUAUCCAAAGGUGUUUUCUCCGGGGAGGGAUUCUUCAUCUACAAGAUAACAGGUGCUGGAUUACUCUGGAUCCAGAGCUUUGGUGCAAUCAUCCAGAAAGAUCUUCGCGAAGACGAGUCGUACUUCGUCGACAAUGGCCAUCUUGUAGCCUGGAACUGCAAAUACAAGAUGGAACGUGUGGCCUCUGGUGGUAUCAUCUCCGGCAUUACGUCUGGUGAGGGUCUUGCGUGUAGGUUUACGGGGCCUGGAACUGUCUACCUACAGACCAGAAACCUGAAUGCCUUCGCUGCUCAGAUGAAGAUGAGCACUGGAAGUGUUUAA